This is a messenger RNA of Filobasidium floriforme, 2591 nucleotides long. RefSeq names its product carotenoid oxygenase. The coding region runs from base 199 to 2433 and encodes 744 amino acids. Lineage: Eukaryota; Fungi; Basidiomycota; Tremellomycetes; Filobasidiales; Filobasidiaceae. Gene Ontology annotation, biological process: carotene catabolic process. Gene Ontology annotation, molecular function: carotenoid dioxygenase activity. The record is from RefSeq and is a predicted model, not a curated record. The transcript is spliced from 7 exons.
CUCUCUGCUUUGCCCAAAGCUAUCAUCUCGUCCAUCCCUGUCAUCGCGAAUAGAAGUUUUGUAUGUCUGUGACCGCACUGUCUUCUGUACUACUAUACAGCUAUUUGAUCGCCACAAUGUCUGUGGAAACCCUCGAUACCCUUCAUACAACAUAGCGUCCACCUUCCACAGGUCGACCCGACAAUCAUACCACCAAAGAUGACCUUGUUCCCGCUUGGCAAGAAGGCUCGAAGAAGGAGUUCUAUACAUCCUUACCUAGCCGGUAACUUUGCACCGGUCUUGGAGGAGUACAUCAGUCAUCCGUGCGAGAUUAUUGAAGGAGUCGUACCGGAAGAGCUACAUGGUAGUCAAUACGUUCGGAAUGGAGGCAAUCCUGUCAAUCCCCCAGAUGAGGGGCGAAACUAUCACUGGUUCGAUGGGGAUGGCAUGCUUCAUGGUGUCUUCUUUCCCAAAGCGACGGUCGCAGGAGAAUCGCCCUCGCCCCCGCUUUAUACCAAUCGCCACGUCUCGACCCCCAUCCUCUCGCUCUCCCUGAUGCUGCUCAGAGCACCUCUUCCCUCGAUAUCUCUCCUCAUCUCGCCCUUGACAAGCCUUCACAGGAUACUGGGCGCUAUCGUGACGACAUUUCUGCUAGCGUUCGAGGCCGGAGUCGGUACGCUCAGCGUGGUCAACACCAAUGUCAUCUGGUGGGGAUCGGGUCUGGGCAGCGAGGCGGAAGAGGAGAGGAGUAAGGAAGGCGCAGAUGGUGUGAUCAAGAAGACGGGAAGGCUGUUGGGGACUUGUGAAUCUGGACCGCCGAUGGAAAUUCGAGUGCCCGAGCUGGAGACCGUGGAAUGGGACCGCCUGGAGGAUGAGCAAGGCGAAAGUCUCAGGGAGAAGUACGCCAAGUGGGAUCCAAGAGGAUGGAGAUUGGCUAGGUUGCAAGAGGACUGGAUGACCGCUCAUCCUAGGGUUGACCCUGUCAAUGGGGAUCUGGUGUUCUACCAAUGUACGAUGUUCGAGAAACCGUACCUUAGGUAUUCUGUCAUAGAUCGGCACGGGAAGCAUCGCACAUGGAAGAUGGGUAUCGAUAUCGGCAAGGCGAAGAUGAUGCAUGAUUUCGCUUGUUCGCGCAAAUUCACCAUUUUCCUCAACUUGCCCCUCACAUUAUCGCCCUUCAAUAUGCUCUCAUGGCCACCCCGCCCUAUGAUCCAUUUCGACCGCAACCUUCCGUCGGAGUUUAUCAUCAUGCCGAGAAGGACGGACGCCUCUACCAAGCCCAUCCGCUUCAUCGACCCGGAGCCCAGCAUGAUCUUUCAUACGGCCAACGCUUGGGACGAUCAGUGCGAAAAGUCAGGAGACGCCGUAAUAGACAUGGUCGCUUGUCGAUUCAAGAGCGCCAAACUCGUCUAUGCUGCAGGGGCGGUGGCUAUUCCCGCCGAAGAAGUCCGAGCAGGUUUCGACGAUGUCGUCCGGUUGCAUUACUACCGGUUCCUCUUCGAGAGCGAUGGAGCUCACCGAAUAUCUCAUAAUUUCCCCUUGAGCGAGAUCCCUUUCGAAUUUCCAGCUACGCACCCGUCGAAAUCGAUGAGCAAGGCUCGAUUCGUCUACGGAUGCAGUAUGCGGGAAGGCGGAUUCGAUGAACGGCUCGGUGGAGCUGCCAAAGUUGAUGUGCUGGUCAAGGUCGAUGUGAUCGCCCUGAGCGAACAGGGGAGACUUCGAGGGGAGGGCAAAGCGAAAGCGGUUGAUCAGCGGACGGUGCUCCAAAUCCUGGAAGACCACAAGAAUGGGAGGCAUGAUGGCAUACAAGUGUUCGUCAUGCCGUCCGGUUGGUUCGCACAGGAAAGCCGGUUUGUUCCCAGGAAUAUCGAAGGAGCGGAUGAGGAUGACGGGUGGCUGUUGACGUACGUCUACGAUGAGCAAUACAUCGAUGCGUUUGGUAGGGCUUCAAACGCUCCAGGGUCCGGAUCGGAACUUUGGAUCAUCGACGCCAAAACGAUGUGGAAAGGUCAAUCGAGCGUUGUCUGCCGGCUCAAGUUGCCGCAGCGAGUUCCAUAUGGAUUGCAUGGUACGUGGAUCCCAGGCGCACAUGUGGACAUGCAGCGGGACCUCGAGCAUCCGAUCACGCCACAACCGACACUGGUGCACAAGAUCAUGGCCUCACGGUUUCGCCACUUCGUCGACAUCUUCACCGCCCGACCCAGAUCGCGUUCAAGGACUUUGGCAGAACGUAUGGCGUUCUGGGUACUCUUCUUGGGCUCAUGGAUAGCACUUGGCCAAGCGGUUUUGGACAUCAGCAAUGACCAGGACAUGCGGCAAGGAGCGGUCGCCUGGCUUUCUUCGCAUAAGUCGAGCUUGACGCGUUACUUGGAACCAGUAUCGGGCCUGCAGCUGCUGGGCGGCCUGGGUAUUGGAGGUGUCUUGCUCGUUCUGCUAGGCGGGUCAAUAUCGUAACCAACCGCGGUGCAACAUUCGGCCCGGAAUCCCGGCCUCGGGCAUCGGGCAACGGAAGAACGACGAGCAGCGACCAACGUUCCGUAGCAUCAGCGAAACUAUAUAGAUCUAUAGAUGUGUUACAAGACUGUAUCGGACCCAACCCACUUUGUAGCCGA